AUGUUAAAAGAAACUAUACAAGUUGCUUGUGUACCAUUUAAUGCACGACUUUAUAAUAAGGAUGAAUUGGAAGCAACUUUAGCAAUCUUGAGUAAAUUACAUUCAUCAGAUAGUAUUAUAAAAUUUCAUAGCACAUCAUGUGUUGAUGCAAAAAUAUUUUGGUAA
This is a messenger RNA of Entrophospora candida, 165 nucleotides long. The record is from the annotation of a GenBank genome assembly. NCBI's taxonomy places the organism in Eukaryota, Fungi, Glomeromycota, Glomeromycetes, Entrophosporales, Entrophosporaceae.